GCGAUCCACACAACUACGCAGGGCUUCCUGCAUGCUCUCUACACGCUUGCUAGCCAUCUGGAGCUGGUGGAGCCUCUGCGGGAGGAGAUAGAGGCCCUGGUCCAAGUUGACGGUUGGACUAAACCUGCUCUCGCGAAGAUGGUGAAGCUGGACAGCUUCUUGAAGGAGUGCGCGCGUGUUCGUCCUGGUUCUGUUGUGUCUCUCUUUCGUCAGGCCGUCAAGGACUUUGUGUUCUCAGAUGGAACAUUCGUGCCUUCCGGGACUCUUGUCGGUGUUCCUGUCAUGCAUGAGCACUUCAAAGCAGCCCACUAUCCCGAAGCUGGAAACUUCGACGCAUUCAAGUUCUCUCGGCGCAGGGGCGAGGCCGGAGAGCAUUUCAAACAUCAGAUGGUCACCCCGCAAGCCGACUUUUUGACCUUUGGCCUGGGUCCACAUGCAUGUCCUGGGCGGUUCUUUGCUG
Mycena citricolor is the source of this 460-nucleotide messenger RNA. The record is from the annotation of a GenBank genome assembly. Lineage: Eukaryota; Fungi; Basidiomycota; Agaricomycetes; Agaricales; Mycenaceae.